Molecule: messenger RNA, 2749 nt
Organism: Nicotiana tabacum (common tobacco)
Lineage: Eukaryota; Viridiplantae; Streptophyta; Magnoliopsida; Solanales; Solanaceae
Product: putative protein phosphatase 2C 33
Biological process (GO): protein dephosphorylation
Molecular function (GO): protein serine/threonine phosphatase activity
Source: RefSeq, a predicted model, not a curated record
GAAAAAAGUCAUAUCGGCGCCAUUUUUGCCGUCUUUUUUCUCUCUGUUCUGUGUGUCACGCUGUUGUUCGUUGCCAUUCCUAUUUCUUUUCCUGUCCUCUUAAUUCCAUUAAUAAUCCAUUCACUUUCCGUUUUCCUAUGCUCCCCUUUCGCCUCUUAUCCAUAUUAAUAAUUUUAUCCAUUUGUUCUUAAUACACUUCUAACUAUACUGUGUUAAUUCUACUUCAACCCUUCUAACAAAAAAAAAAAUAAGCCUCCUAAUCAUACAUAAUUUAGAAUUUUUGUGCUUAAUUGAGCUGAAUUAGAAGUGGGGUUUUGAUAAAGUUUGACACUUUCUUGAUACUGGUCACUAAUUGACCCUUCUUGUAAGUGAAAGGUGAUAAUAAAAAAGGUAUCUUUUGGGGUUCUUGCUAUUAAAAAAUUGAAAAGGGGUACAGUUUUGAUAGAUCUGCUCUUUAUGUUUUAAUGCCCCUUUUAAUAUUUGCAAUAUCUGAAGUUGCCUUUCUGUGUUAGAAAGGGAACAAAAUGGUAGUGGGUAUUUCUCUUUGCAGUUAUUAUUAUUAUCCAAGAACUGUAAGUUUGUGAUAAUUCCUAGAGGAAUUGUUUGAAGAGCUGUUCUGUUAUGCAUGAUCUUUCAAGGGUUGUUGAAAAGUUCAUAGCUUUUUGACUCUGAUAGAUUUCUUUGGUGGAUUGGAUAUUGACUGCUUUGGGAGUUGAAGUGGAUUGUGGUUAGCAGUCUGUUUAUUGGAUUUUUUUUACCUCUUUUGUUGGUAACGUGGUCAGUGGGAUUCAUAUAGCCGAUCCCGACUUGUUUGGGACUGAGGCGUAGUAGUUGUUAUUGUUGUUCGUUUGUAUGUUAAUGGGGUGAAGUGAUUGGAUUGAGUGGAGGAUUGGUUGGUAGAAUUUGAAGAUUUUCAAGAAGGAUAUUAAUACGGAUCGGAACACAGAAAAUAGGGUGUUUGAUUAUUUUGUUGUUCUGGAGUGCUUACUGAAUAUAGUCCGGGGACUCGGGAUGGGUUCCUGCUUAUCAUCUGAAAGCAGGAGCCCUCAUCCCGGUUCUCCUGCAUCUUCAAGUAGGAAAAGGAAGAGCUCAAAAAAGAGGUUAGGUUCACGAAAUUCUUCCUUCGACUAUCAUAAGGAAGAACUGCUGCAUAGGAUACCGGGGCGUAUGUUCUUGAAUGGUUCUAGUGAGGUGGCUUCACUCUUCAGUCAGCAGGGCAACAAAGGCACUAAUCAAGAUGCUAUGAUUGUUUGGGAGAAUUUUGGUUCCAGAACAGAUACUGUUUUCUGUGGUGUUUUUGACGGCCAUGGUCCUUACGGUCAUAUGGUUGCAAAGCGAGUCAGAGAUGCUCUUCCUUUAAAGCUAAGCACACACUGGGAAGUUAAUAUAAAAAGUGAGGAUGUUCUAAGAGAGAUCAGUCUCAACAGAGGGAGUAGCCUAUAUCCUGAGGAUGCUUCCCUUAUCUCUGAGGAGUCGAGAGUUUCAAUUGAUGUUGAAGAUACUGAAAAGCACACAGAGGUGUUUCAAACGUUGAAGGAGUCAUUUCUGAAGGCUUAUAAGGUUAUGGAUAGAGAGUUGAGAAGCUAUACCAAUAUCGAUUGCCUCUGUAGUGGAACAACAGCAGUAACCCUAGUUAAACAGGGUAAGGAUCUUGUUAUUGGAAAUAUUGGGGAUUCUAGAGCUGUGCUGUGUACGAGAGGCGACGAUGAUUCUCUCACUGCAGUGCAAUUGACAGUAGAUCUUAAGCCCAAUUUACCAGCGGAGGCUGAGAGGAUUCGCAAAUGUAAAGGGCGAGUGUUUUCUCUUCAUGAUGAACCGGACGUUGCAAGAGUGUGGAUGCCAAACAGCAACUCUCCUGGACUUGCCAUGGCCCGUGCUUUUGGAGAUUUUUGCCUCAAGGAUUUUGGUGUCAUCUCCGUGCCUGAAAUUUCUUAUAGGCGUUUAUCUGAGAAAGAUGAAUUCAUCAUUCUGGCGACAGAUGGGAUUUGGGACGUGCUUUCAAAUGAUGAAGUAGUGAAGAUUGUAGCUUCGGCUUCAUCCCGUUCAUUGGCAGCUCGAUCACUUGUUGAAGUAGCUGUUCGAGCCUGGAAAACUACAUAUCCAACUUCUAAAGUCGAUGACUGUGCAGUUGUCUGUCUCUUCCUAGAUUCAAACUCAAAUAAUUUCUCUACUGUUUCCAUUACAAAAGACAAUGACAAGACUGUAAUGGGAAUGAGCGAAGGUGGCAACGAGAUGGAUGCUGCACCUAGUCCACCUGCAUUGAAUCGCGUUGGUACUGUUCGAGAAGAUGAAGUUUCAGCAGGCAGCAAAGAGGAAGCCUCGGAACAGGAAGAGUUGCUACCGAAGAUGGGGAAAGAAUGGUCUGCGCUCGAAGGGGUAUCUCGGGUGAACACAGUGAUGACAUUACCAAGGUUUGUGCCAGACAAAGAAGAGAAGAAAGCUUCUGGAGGAUCAAAGUCAAAGAAGAAAUAGAGAGUAAAAUGGUGAAGUGCCUGAGCCUGGGUUUAUUUCUGUCCUAUUUUCCAUUUUGUUUAGUUGUUAUAAUCUGUUUUUUAUUGUCUCAUUUAUAAACUGAGAGGUAAGGUGAAAAAAGAAAAAUAGGGUCAUUUCAUGUUGUUCUGGGCUAUAUUAGAGUGUCUGGGGAGUCAUUCUUUCUCUCUCAAGUGUAUGUAGAAUCAGAAAUUUUGUACAUCCAACUCGCGGUCUUCUAAAUUUUUGGAUACUAGCUAUUUGUUCUUUUGUUCUUUUC